Cynoglossus semilaevis (tongue sole) is the source of this 1771-nucleotide messenger RNA. Its product is annotated as actin-related protein 2. Bases 125 to 1309 code for a protein of 394 amino acids. The transcript is spliced from 9 exons. The record is from RefSeq and is a predicted model, not a curated record. NCBI's taxonomy places the organism in Eukaryota, Metazoa, Chordata, Actinopteri, Pleuronectiformes, Cynoglossidae.
ACAGCCUACCUGUCAGCUGUGCUCACUGCUGAUCUGAUCUUGAAUUUGUUAUGUGUUAGUUUUACCCACUCCGACUGAAGGAGAUCAUCCUGAAAGAAACAUUUUCUGUGACAUCUGUCGAAGGAUGGACAGCCAGGGAAGAAAAGUGGUGGUGUGUGACAAUGGGACAGGGUUUGUUAAAUGUGGCUUCGCUGGAGCCAACUUCCCUGAGCACAUCUUCCCAGCCAUGGUGGGCCGGCCGAUCCUUAGAUCAAACACCAAAGUGGGCAACAUAGAAAUCAAGGACCUGAUGGUGGGAGAGGAGGCCAGUGAGUGUCGCUCCAUGCUGGAGGUGUCCUACCCCAUGGAGAACGGCAUGGUGCGCUGCUGGGAGGACAUGCUCCACCUGUGGGACUACACCUUUGGUCCUGACCGCUUGGACAUUGACCCAAAAGAGUGCAAGAUUCUCCUGACUGAGCCACCCAUGAACCCCACGAAGAACCGGGAGAAGAUAGCUGAGGUCAUGUUUGAGAAGUACCAGUUCCACGGCAUCUAUGUAGCCAUUCAGGCUGUGCUGACUCUGUAUGCUCAGGGAUUACUCACUGGGGUAGUUGUGGACUCUGGUGACGGUGUGACCCACAUCUGUCCGGUCUACGAGGGCUUUUCCUUACCACAUCUGACACGCAGGCUGGACAUCGCAGGUCGUGACAUCACACGCUACCUCAUCAAGCUCCUGCUGCUCAGAGGCUACGCCUUCAACCACUCCGCUGACUUUGAGACUGUGCGCAUGCUAAAGGAAAAGCUGUGUUAUGUGGGAUACAACAUUGAACAAGAGCAGCGUCUGGCCACAGAGACCACCUACCUGAUGGAGUCCUACAUGCUCCCCGAUGGCCGGCAGGUGAACGUAGGAGGUGAGAGGUUCGGGGCUCCAGAAGCUCUGUUCCAGCCUCACCUCAUCAACGUGGAGGGAGCGGGAGUGGCCGAGCUGCUGUUCAACACCAUCCAGGCUGCAGACAUCGACCUCAGGGCGGACUUCUACAAACACAUAGUUCUGUCUGGAGGAACCACCAUGUAUCCUGGUCUUCCAUCCAGACUGGAGCGAGAGAUCAAACAGCUCUACUUGGAGAGAGUCUUGGAUGGAGACACACAGAAACUCUCUAAAUUUAAGAUUCGUAUUGAGGAUCCUCCUCGACGCAAACACAUGGUGUUCCUAGGUGGCGCUGUGCUGGCCAACAUCAUGAAGGACAAGAACUCCUUUUGGCUUAGCCUCGCCGAGUAUCAGGAGAAAGGCCUUGGAGUGCUGCAGAAACUGGGAGGAGGAGUCAGAUAAAAGUUUGAACGUCACCCAAAAUUCAUAUCUUACUUUGGUUACUGCCCUCCAGUGGAAAACAGAAAAUACAUCUUCUCAAAAGUCAGAAUUUCUCUUUUAUAGAAACAGUGGAAAUGUCAGAAGACCAUGGGGAAAAUAACUACCAAAUUGACAUUGAUAUUUCCAAAUUACAAAAUAUUGUCUUGACCACUACGUUUGUUGACAAAAAUCAUGAGGUUUUAGUGGCCCACAUAUGGCAUGGUACGGCCCAUUUUUGGAUACUUGAUGUGGACCAUAAAUCAAAUUGUUUUCUGGCCCACCAUCUAGAGAAGAGUCAACUUAGGUUGACAGUUAUAGUCCACAUCCUGAAUACCACUGCCUGGGUACAUUUGAACAAUAAACUUUUAUGGAUAUUUUUUAACAAUAUAUAUUUUGUUGUUCUAAAGUUGUAAAUCAUUUAAAUAAAAACAUCCAUAUACAUUC